AUGCGUUUUACAUUACACGAGUGGCGUAAACAGAUAACUUAUUUUAAACGAAAUCAUUUUAAAGAUUUACAAAAAGUUCGUGGUAUUGUUAAUACGAUUGCAUUUUUUAUUGUUUGGGGAUACGCAGGUUAUUUUAUUGCCAAAAGAGCCGAUAAAUCAGCAAAAGAAACAGGUAUUCCACAUAGUGUACAAGUUGCGAAAUUAACAGGAAAUAGAUAUAUUACCAAGUGGAAUUUAAAUACCGGCGAAACAGAAAAAAUUGACGUCUAUCAAACAUUGGCUGAAAAAGAGGCGGAAGCACGUACAAAAGUUCUUGAACAACGACGUUUACGUGAAGAAGCUCGACAAGCAUCAUUAACAACAGAUACAAAAUCAUAA
This is a messenger RNA of Rotaria sp. Silwood1, 378 nucleotides long. The record is from the annotation of a GenBank genome assembly. Lineage: Eukaryota; Metazoa; Rotifera; Eurotatoria; Philodinida; Philodinidae.